Molecule: messenger RNA, 855 nt
Organism: Ichthyophthirius multifiliis
Lineage: Eukaryota; Ciliophora; Oligohymenophorea; Hymenostomatida
Exons: 1
Source: RefSeq, a predicted model, not a curated record
AAAGAUCACAUAGUUCACGCAAAAAAAAUAAUAUUACUAAUGAAUUUUAAAGUUAAUAAGUUUCCAUAUCAGAUCAUUAGAAUCUUUAUAAAUAAGUUUUUUUUAAAUAAUUUAUGUUAAUAAACUGCUUUAUCUUUGCAAAAUUAAGAACUUAUAAAUGAACCAUUUUAAAAAAGAGUUUUUUAAAAGUUUUUUUCGACAUAAAAUUCUAUUUUUUUAACAUGGAAUCAUUCAAUUUAUAUAUAAUCUAAAAUUAAUUAUAGACUUGAAUAUGGAAUAGGAAUAAAAAUAGGAGGAUUCGAGUAAUUUAAAAUGAUAUAUGAAGGUCCGUAAUGGUAUCAUAUAAUAAAUUAAUUAUAACCUAAGUAAAAAAAAAAAAAUAUAAUAUACAUAAACUAAAAAUAAAAGAACUACAUACAGAAUUAGAGUUUGUACAGUAAAUGAUAAAAAUGAAUAAGGGGAAUAAGGGGAAUGGAGUGAUAUAUAAUGUAUUAUAACUCAAUAAUUAUAAAGUAUAGAAAUAUCAGAUUGUGCUUAAAUUAACAGAAAAGAUAAGAAAAUCAUAAUUCAAUAUGAAACUGCAGGAAUAACAACAUCCUCAUAUCCUUAUUCUUUUGGAAAAAUAUAUUGGGAUAUACAUGCUCUUGUUUCUUCACACUCUUGCGGUGAAGAUGACACUGCUUGUCUUAUUAUUGGAGUAAGUAAUAAAAUGGGAAAAAAAAUAAAUAUUAUAGGUAGUACUAUUAAUUAUGGGUUGCACAGAUAAAAUUUUAAGGUUAAAGUUUGUUUAGAUUUAGAUAACUAUACUAUGAUUAUUAAUACUCCUACUCAUCCUAAAGGAUAAGUUUUCAAUAA